GCCGCCAUUUUGACUGAGCAACCCUAGUGACAGGAGCCGAAGGAGCAGCGCAGGUUGUCCCCAUUUCCCCUCCCCCUUCCCUUCUCCGGCUGACUUCCCGGGUCCCCUACACUCCACAGUCCCGGUCCCGCCAUGUCCCAGAAACAAGAAGAGGAGAACCCUGCGGAGGAGACUGGCGAGGAGAAGCAGGACACACAGGAGAAAGAAGGUAUUCUCCCUGAGAAAGCCGAGGAGGCAAAGCUAAAGGCCAAAUAUCCAAGCCUAGGACAAAAGCCUGGAGGCUCCGACUUCCUCAUGAAGAGACUCCAGAAAGGGCAAAAGUACUUUGACUCAGGAGACUACAACAUGGCCAAAGCCAAGAUGAAGAAUAAGCAGCUGCCAAGUGCAGGACCAGACAAGAACCUGGUGACUGGCGACCACAUCCCCACCCCGCAGGAUCUGCCCCAGAGAAAGUCUUCGCUCGUCACCAGCAAGCUUGCGGGUGGACCAAGGAGAGGACUCAUGUAGGACCAGCAUCUACCUCAAGGUUUCAGCUUCAGGACUAUUGACAUUUUGGACCAGAUACUUCUUUGUUGUGGGGACUGUCCUGUGCGAUUGAGGAUGUUAACAGGAUCUCUGUCCUCCACCCACUAGAUUCUCAGUCAAGACAAUCAAAAAGUCCCUACACUCGCCCUUCCUGUGCCCUUGUAAGGGUGAUGCAGUGCCUUGGGAGGCUAACACCGAAGGGUACAGUAAGUCUCCAUAAAACCCAGAGACGAGAUGAUAAAACUCCUCCUUGGAUCCUGUCUGGAGUCACAGCUGAAAAAAAAAAAAAGAGUCCCUACACAAAUGUCCCCUGGGGUCCUCGGGUUGAGGAGCACUGCUGACUUGAGGGAGGGGCUCACACAACUCUGGCCUGGGCCCGUUUAAUCUCAGCAGCACCCAUCCUCACUCCUCACCCUGUGCCUGGCUUCUUCCCUCACCGUUCCAUCUGGGGUUGCCGUGCCUGCGUUAGAGGGGGUCCUCUGACUUCUCUCUACACGAAAGUGGCACCUGGGGUGAAAAUGGGAAGCAAAAAUUUCUAUCUCUCUGCUCUUGUCCCAAGGGGAUCCCCCUGACUGGAUAGGAAUUUACAUAAUUGGUUAAAAUAAGACAAAAGAAGGUAUGCAGGACUCACCUCUUAACUGUGACUGCUGUGAAUCAAGACUGUGAUCGUGGCCUUAAGCCCCUUUCUUACCUUGAGGGUAGGCUGGGAGAAAUAAUUGACAGCGUAUCAUAGAAAUCUGCCUUUUCUAGGGAUCAAAGUACCAAUCAAACUAUACUGCAAGGCCACUGUAAUCAAAACAGUCUAGUACUGGCAUAAGAACAGACACAUAGACCAAUGGAAUGGAAUAGAAAGCCCAGAAAUAA
Molecule: messenger RNA, 1389 nt
Organism: Phyllostomus hastatus (greater spear-nosed bat)
Lineage: Eukaryota; Metazoa; Chordata; Mammalia; Chiroptera; Phyllostomidae
Gene: ENSA
Product: endosulfine alpha
Exons: 4
Coding region: 133-507 (124 amino acids)
Cellular component (GO): cytoplasm
Molecular function (GO): protein phosphatase inhibitor activity
Source: RefSeq, a predicted model, not a curated record